CGUUGGGCAUUAAUUAUUAAUUAUGUGGAUAAAAGGAGGGGCAGGCUGAGGCAGGUGAGAUUGUGAAGCCCCAAAACUAACCUAACACUUCUGAGAAUGUCUCGUCGUCACUCCGAUUCGAAGCGACGGCAUUCUAGAUUCGAUACACAUCCAAGCCCCAAGAGAUAUAGAAGGGAUGAGAGAGAGAGAGUGACUAAUGGAGAACAUGAACAUGAACAUGAACAUCAACAUCAACCCCCUUUGCCUAAGCAACAAUCUACCUCUCUUCACAGCAAACCAAAUGAUCGGCAUGAGUCACCCAAACAUGCACUACAACAUGAUGAACGAGAUAGCUCUGGGCAGGUUGGCCGAAGCUCUGGUCAAAGGAAAGCUGGCGAGCGUGGAUGGUGGAAGGACUCAAGGAAUCAUCUUAAUGAAAGGACACAGACUAGUCAUGGUAGAGAGGAGAGAGAUGAGAGAUCACAAGCUAAACUGGAUGAUAAUACUUUCCAGAGAAGAGAUGGGUUUUCCGAAAGAAAAGAUGAACCACCUCCUACCUCAAGGAAAAGACCUGCAUUUAGGGAGAAGAAGAUUCCAGCGGAUUCAGGAGAUGCUAAUCUGGCUGCAGUAGUGGAAGUAAAGUCAAGCCAGAUAGAAAGGAAUGACAGGAAGGAGGAAAGGGGUAGCAAUCUGCACCGUUUGGAUAGACCUGAGAAGCGUUUUGCAGAUGACAGAGCACCUAACAAGGGUGAAGCUAGGAGAGAUGGGUUUCCAUCAAGAGGAAGGUAUGGGGGCAAUGACAGUUACAAGGGAAGAGAUAAAUUUAAUGGAAGACAAGGUUAUCGUCCAGGUUACAUUCGAACUGAGAAGUGGAAGCAUGAUUUGUACCAAGAGGUAAAUAAGGAUCCUAUUCCACAGAAUGAGGAUGACCAGAUUGCAAAGCUGGAAGCACUCUUGGCUUCAUAAUAAUAGCAAACAGCUGUCAAUAUUCCUGGGAUUUUAAAUGUUGUUUUGUACAUCAUCCAUAUCAACUUGCAGAUUAUGGGACAAUUUCCAUAGAAGGUUUACGUAAUUUAAACAUGUGUUGCUCUAAGUUGCUGAAUGCCUCUUACAAUAUCAAGUUAUCACCAUCUUCAACUACCAGGGAAGUUGAGGCUUUAAUCCCCAGUUACUGAGCCUUGACUUCAUUGGUGCGCAGAGCAAUUUGCAAUUUAAAUGCUUGUGUUUUCCUAAACUAUCAAAGCCUUUUUGCAUGGUUUAGACAA
This is a messenger RNA of Cajanus cajan (pigeon pea), 1244 nucleotides long. RefSeq lists its product as uncharacterized. Lineage: Eukaryota; Viridiplantae; Streptophyta; Magnoliopsida; Fabales; Fabaceae. The record is from RefSeq and is a predicted model, not a curated record.